This is a messenger RNA of Etheostoma spectabile (orangethroat darter), 3497 nucleotides long. RefSeq names its product solute carrier family 35 member E3 (gene slc35e3). The record is from RefSeq and is a predicted model, not a curated record. The transcript has 8 exons. NCBI's taxonomy places the organism in Eukaryota, Metazoa, Chordata, Actinopteri, Perciformes, Percidae. Bases 339 to 1280 code for a protein of 313 amino acids.
AACACGGAGGAAACAGGAACACAACGGGGCUGUCUCCGGCUGUUUAUGGCACAAAUCACGGCUGUAUUCUGCCGGAUAGCGAGUAAGGAAAAUCCUCCAGGACUGUAGCGGGGGGAUUCGCCGCUUUUAAGGCCGGGACUGGAGCUUCGACUGCCGGGGAGAGACGCCAACUCUAACGGGGUGUUGGUCGGACCGGAGCGAGACGAGAAGAAGAGACGCAGGGGGAGACACAUGGACACAUGGACACAUGGAGACACCAGUGUGAACAACUAUCUCAAGCUUAGUUAAACAACGCUAAGCUAAGCUAAGCUAAGCUAAGCUAGGAGACCUCCAGAACCAUGGCUGGGACGCUGUUAAAUUUAUCAUCCAACAGGCGCAUCAUCGCGGGCCUGCUGGUCAACCUGCUGUCCUCCAUCUGCAUUGUCUUUAUCAACAAGUGGAUCUACGUCCACUACGGCUUCCCCAACAUGACGCUGACCCUCGUUCACUUCGUGGUCACCUGGCUGGGACUCUACAUCUGUAACAAAAUGGACAUUUUCUCUCCAAAAAGCCUCCCCGUCCGCCGGAUAGUGUGGCUGGCUCUGAGCUUCUGUGGGUUUGUGGCCUUCACUAACCUUUCCCUGCAGAACAACUCAAUAGGAACGUACCAGCUGGCGAAAGCCAUGACCACACCCGUCAUCAUCCUCAUCCAGACCACCUACUACAAGAAGACCUUCUCCACCAAGAUUAAACUGACGCUGGUGCCCAUCACAUUAGGCGUGAUAUUGAAUUCCUAUUUUGAUGUGAGGUUCAACCUGCUGGGGACGGUGUUCGCCACGCUGGGUGUUCUGGUGACGUCUCUUUACCAAGUGUGGGUGGGAGCUAAACAACAUGAGCUCCAGGUGAACUCCAUGCAGCUUCUGUACUAUCAGGCCCCCCUGUCGUCGGGCUUCCUGCUCUGCGUCGUUCCCGUGUUUGAGCCUCUGACUGGAGACGGAGGAAUAUUUGGACCCUGGUCUCUACCUGCUCUGGUGACGGUGUUGUUCUCGGGUGUGGUGGCGUUCCUCGUCAACCUGUCCAUCUACUGGAUCAUUGGAAAUACCUCGGCUGUCACCUACAACAUGUUUGGUCAUUUUAAAUUCUGCAUCACUCUGAUUGGAGGAUACCUGCUCUUUCACGACCCGCUGUCACUCAACCAGGCUUUGGGCAUCCUCUGCACUCUGGCAGGCAUCCUGUCUUACACUCACUUCAAGCUGAAUGAACAGGAGGAGGGGAAGAGCCGCCUUGCUCAAAGACCAUAGGCUGACUUUCCUGUCAAUCAACUGCACCGACUCCUGCAGUUUGCCCCAGGCUGAAGACUAUAUAUAUAUAUUUUUAAGAGUAUUUUUCUAGCAGAGUGAAGGUUUUCAUCGCUGAUCCCCGACAUGUCGACACAUCCUCUUCUCCUCCCGUGGCUUUUUACCCAACAACACUGAUGUUGAAAGGGAAACUCAUCGCACCGGCAGCUGGAAAAUGAAAAGCUUUUUGGGGAACUUAGUGAUACUAAAAAUCAGACAAUACCAACUUUGUUUUCAUCCAAAGCAGAUAAAAGAGCGUGCUCUCUCACGCCCUGUUUGACGGAUCUGAUGACCUUUGAUAAAUUUAGUAACCAAUCAAAAGGAGGCUACAGGUAUGUCGUCAUAGGGUGGGCGGAGUUAAAGGUGCACUAUGAGUUCUUCCUGCAUGAUUUCAGUCUUGUCUCAAAAAUUAUAGGAAAUCAUACCUAAUGUUUGAGUUAGAAAAGCAAAAAUUAGGAAUUAUUGAGAUUAAAAGUAAAGGAAUGGAUGUUGAUGAUAAUCACAGACUGGAAUAUGUCAACUUUUAUUCAAUACUGUUUCAAAACUACUUCAAUUUGUUUUUCAAAUGCUAUAAAAUUGAAUAAGACCCAAAAUUAAUGAAAGUAGAGAUUUGUACUUGGCAAAGAGCGUUGGGUGGAAUCAAUCGUGUAAUUUUGGGGAAUUAAAAAGAACACUGAUGUAGGAAAACGGGGCAAUGUGACCCGAGGACAACAUGAGGGUUAAGGGAUUUGUCAUUUAAUGAAAAAAAUCGUAGCUUUAAAGUGACAGUUGCUUUAUGAUUUUUUUUAAUAACUGCUUGGCUGCACCAUUCAAGAGCUGUAUUACACAAAUGCCACUGGGCAAAUGAAAAGAGAGCCUGUGUUCAAAUCCUUUUUUAGUGAGUUUAAACUGUUUAUAUACACAUAGUGUAUCCUCUAAUAUACCUCGACGCUGACUGAGAACCAUCGUCAAACGACUUUCAAGCUGUCUCUGUAGAUGAUUUCAACAGACACCUGCCAACCGAUCAAACUGGAUUUUCCACAAGUUGUUGUAUAUUUAACCCUUGUGUUGUCUUCCCAUCGACCUGCAACUUUGGGUUUUUCUGGGCCGAAAUUUUGACAAUUUGACAAAAAAAUUUUUCUACACAUUUGUCAAUGUUUUUGUAGAUUUUUCUUCUCCAAUUUUUUUUGUCACUUUUAUUAUGUUUUUGCAGUUUGUUUUAACAAGUUUUCUUCUCACAUUUACCAAUUCUUUUUUUUAUCACUUCUUUUUAACAAGUUUUUGUCACCUUUUGGCAAAUUUUUCCAAUUUUGUUUGGUCACUUUUUUCAGCUUAAAAAAAACCAAAUGUUUUUGUUGAUUUUUCCUGCAUUUUUUUUUUUUUUUUUACUUUUUACAAUAUCCUUUGGUCAUAGUUCUGAUAAAAUGAAGGUGGAAAGGCCUAAAAUAAUUCUUUUGUAAACGACCCCGAGGACAACAGGAGGGUUGAUGCAAUGUUUCCCAAAAUGAGGGCGACCAAAUGAGACUUGAUGAAAAUUGGGAUACUGUAGUUUUGGGGGUAGGCGUGGGGGGCCUUUUAGUACGUUGCAUUCAGUGCCAGAGAAUAGUAUCAGUAAAUUUCAAGACUCAAAUGUAUUAUCAAAUGUAUUGUUUUUGUUCAUGAACAUGAAGUCAACUGUCCGUCGUGACUGCUCUGUGUAACAGUGUGACGCCGCCUCACCUCUGCAAAGACCCAAAUUCUUCCCUGCAGACUUUGCAACAUGCUUUGUUUGGAUCUGGUAACGUAACCAGGAUGGUUUUUACACUUCGGCUUGAUGUGCACCCGGCCUCGGGGACACCAGGCUCCCCAUCGGAGAUGGACGGUUUAAUUUCCUUCUGUACAUGAUUUCAAUCAGUGUUAGUUUUAUUCUUCUCUUAGUUUUAUUGUGCUACUUAGUCACACUCUGUGUAACUUAAAUUUACGUUUCUCUUAAUUUUAUUGUUAUCUGUAGACAUUUUUUAUUACACAACUUGUUGAACGAUGACGACGACGAUGACGACGAUGAUGAUGAUGAUGAUGAUGAUGGUUGUGUCUAGCCGGUAGCUAGCUGAAGUUUACAGAUUCUGAUUUCUACUCCAGAGCCAAGCUUUCACCAUUUGUCAUUUCUUCUGCACUUCAGUGUGUUGAACAUACUCAGUCUGCUGAAUAAAAACUGAUGUGACU